Penicillium pulvis is the source of this 2223-nucleotide messenger RNA. RefSeq lists its product as uncharacterized. The record is from RefSeq and is a predicted model, not a curated record. The transcript has 10 exons. Lineage: Eukaryota; Fungi; Ascomycota; Eurotiomycetes; Eurotiales; Aspergillaceae. The coding region runs from base 1 to 2223 and encodes 740 amino acids.
AUGGUUCAGACCCCAGAGUUCACGCCAGUUACCAUCCAGGAGCGUUGCGAUGGCUAUUGGAUCGAUAAGUUUCACUUUCAUGAAAACGACAAGGCUCCUGGACUAGUAGUGUCGGGGCUCAAUUCGGGCAAGGUUGAGUAUCUGGAAAAUCCACUGAGAAAGGGUGGCAGCGUUGUCGCUGACAACGCUGCCAAAUGGGUUCAUGUGUGUCGAUCUGCAGAAAACAAUAAUGCAUCCAGCCUGGAGAGCGAGGGGCGCGAGAAAGUUUCUGCAGAGUCAGAUACCGACGAGGAUCCACCUUGGAAAUGCUAUCAAAUCGCGCAACUUCCCACGCCAGUUCCUACGGCUUCCAUGGACAUCACAGGGAACGGCUAUUCGGACGUUAUCGUCGGCUAUGAGUUCGGGAACACCAUGAUUGAUUGUAAUCCAACAGGAGGAAAACUAGUUUGGUUUGAAAAUCCCGGUCCAGCAGGCCCUGACAAGCCAUGGAAAGAGCACUUUAUCGGACGGUGGCCGGCAAUGCAUCGACUUGCAACUGGGUACUUUACUCAGAGAUCUUUCCCAGAGAUCAUCGCCGCCCCCGUCGUCCACGGUCAAAGGGAUAAGUCACUUCCAAUGGUUAUAAGACUAACUCAGAUCAGCUUUGAUGGUCCAUUCGGCCUGGACACAUUAAUUGUUGCCUCGAUGGAAGGCGUUCACUGGCUUUACUAUAGGGAUGGGCACUGGGAGCGAGAGCACAUUACUUCCGGUGAGGUACCCAAAAUUGGACAACGCGUGGAUACAUUCUCGCCGGGUGCUGGAGACAUGUGGGGCACUGGCAGUGCUGAUGCUGGGAGGAUUGGGGCUAAUCCAUUUGCCUACGUUGCCACAAUCGACCCAUUCCAUGGUCCCAAGAUCUGUGCUUAUACACAAAACGAACGCGGGCAAAAAGGAAACUUGUGGAAACGACAUGUUUUGGAUGUUUACGGUACUCCAGCUCAGAAGCGACUGUGGGGAGAUGGUCCGGGCCAUCAGGUCAUCUGUGCUGAUAUUGACGGGGAUGGCGAUGACGAGUUCCUUGUGUCAUUGUUUGGGCCACUCGACCGGGAUGAUCAGAAUAACCCGAUCGGCCCCACGCUGCAAUCAGGAGUGUCGCCGAACAAGGUGUGUGUUAACCGCAAGGCAUGUAGAGACUUCAUGGGCAAAGGGAGAGCAGACCUCGCAUCGGUCAGCUACAAUGUGGAGCACUAUUAUCAAGAAGCGGAACCCAAAGUCACAUUGUACAAGAACCAGUUACAUUCUCCUUCCGUACCUCGGAUAAUUGGAUCACUCUGGUCUGGUGAGGGCAUGGUCUAUCUUCCGCGACCUGAGACGAUUACCACAUUGGCAUACAAGUGCCUCUUGGAGGUAGCCAAUUUCGCUAUCAGUGUUGAAGUCUAUCCACCUGGGGCAUCCAUAGAUGGAUCAAAGGAGGAUGGAAUUAAGCCUUUAUACGGGUCAGUGAUUAAAAAUGACCAAACUCAAGAGGUACCAUUGGGUGGAGCGCCGUUUCCUAAUAAACAUCAACUCUCCGACCCCGAGGACAAGCGGAAGGGCAUGAGCGCCGACAAAGAAAAGGGCGCAGUCAUUCUACGUCUAGCUCCAGUUCAGAAUCCUAUAACACUGGGCCCUUGGAAAAAAGCCGUUGAUGUUCCAGUGAAAAACACAUUUGACAUUUCUGAAGGAGGCAUUAAAUUCCCUGGUCUUAAAUUUAACCAGGUACAGGAUCUGUGGUGGGGUGCGCCAUUUAAGGAUGUCGACUUCUACAACAUGACUGGUUUUCAUUUUCGCUUCUUGGAAGAUAAGCAAAACAUUGCACACAUGCAAUUCUGGACAGCUGGCCCCAACGUUGAUGCGCGAUUGCAUGACCAUAGCGAUAACGCUUUUAAGGAGCUUCAUACCUGUUUAUCUCAGGGUACGCCGAAGGGCUCUGAUGAUCAAAUGGGGGGCAUGUGGGCUCCAGAUCCAUGCACGACAAACUCGUAUGCACUUGAGUCCUUCUAUCCUCGGGGCUACAAACAUUGUCCUCUGAAGCCACUGGAGGAGCAUGGUCGAAUCUGGCAUGAGGAUAAGAGCGGAAAAGCUGUGUAUAGGAAGAACAAUACCAUUUCCUAUCCUAAGCAUGCUUGGCACGCUGGAUCAGGCCUGGAUGGAUAUAUUGAUGUCUGGAUGGCUUUGGAGUUCGACGCCUGGUUGGACUUUUAG